Gossypium arboreum is the source of this 2452-nucleotide messenger RNA. RefSeq names its product probable methyltransferase PMT23. Gene Ontology annotation, molecular function: methyltransferase activity. Gene Ontology annotation, cellular component: trans-Golgi network; cytoplasm; endosome. The transcript has 8 exons. Lineage: Eukaryota; Viridiplantae; Streptophyta; Magnoliopsida; Malvales; Malvaceae. The record is from RefSeq and is a predicted model, not a curated record. Bases 435 to 2246 code for a protein of 603 amino acids.
UAGUAGCCCAUCUAGCUCAGUUGGUAGAGCGCAAGGCUCUUAACCUUGUGGUCAUGGGUUCGAGCCCAACGGUGGGCGCUUUUUCUAUUUUCGUGGGGUUCGAAAUCCCAAGGUUGGCAAAUUUUUUAUUUUAUAUUCUAAUAAUUGUACGUUUUUAUAAGCUAGGCAAAAUAGCAUAGUAGCCCGUCAUAAAACCCACUAUUCUUAUUCAUCGUCCGGCCCCGAUACUUCAGUUAUUUAUUUGGUUCGUUCUGUUUGAAUUCCGUUUAACAAAACGAAAAAAGGCAGCGACUGCAGCUGAACGAAUCAAAGCACCUUUGACUAUUACAAAACAGAACUAAAUAAAUAUACGUUUUCAAUUCUGAAUGAUAACAAACAUUCUUUCAUUCCUUUUGUAAUUUCUCUCCCAUCCAAACAAAAGCAAAGACGAGGAAAUGCCGAUAUCCGUGCUGUUGAGUGAACGAAAAUAUUCAUUCCUUUGCCUUGCAUCAGUCCUCCUCAUCUCCUUUGCAUUCCUCCUUUUAACCUACACCUCUUGCCCUUUCUUUUUCGCUUUCUCUCUCCCCUCCGACAUCCACGUUUCCGUAUCUUCACCUCCCCCUCCUUCACGAUCCUCAUCCCUUCAAUUCCCGACGGAACCGGAGCUCGAAACCCAGCCAGCUGACCACCUCGACUUAAACGUCAGUUUGAAUAUAAGGUGGAGAGCCUGUAGAUUAGGAUCCGUGACGGUGGAUUAUAUUCCCUGUUUGGAUAAUUCCAAAGCGAUUAAGCAAUUGAAAUCCAAGAAACACUUGGAACACAGGGAAAGGCAUUGUCCGAAGCCGCCUCCAAGGUGUUUGGUGCCUUUGCCUAAAGGUUAUAAGGUUCCAGUUCAAUGGCCUCAGAGCAGGGACAUGAUUUGGUAUAGCAACGUUCCUCAUCCUAAGCUUGUAGAAUACAAGAAAGAACAGAAUUGGGUGCGUAAAUCCGAUGAUUAUUUUGUUUUCCCUGGAGGUGGUACUCAAUUUAAGAAUGGGGUUACUGCCUAUAUUGAUUUCAUUACAGAGACAGUACCGGCCAUUAAAUGGGGAGAGCACAUUAGGGUUGUUUUAGAUGUUGGGUGUGGCGUUGCUAGCUUUGGUGGUUAUUUGCUGGACAGAGAUGUGGUUACCAUGUCAUUUGCCCCCAAGGAUGAACAUGAAGCUCAGAUACAGUUUGCUUUAGAGAGGGGAAUUCCAGCUACACUUUCUGUCAUCGGUUCAAAAAAGUUGACAUUUCCAGACGAUGCAUAUGACUUGAUACAUUGUGCACGAUGCAGAGUUCAUUGGGAAGAGGAUGGUGGGAAACCAUUAUUGGAGCUGAACAGGAUUCUGAGGCCUGGGGGAUUCUUUGUAUGGUCUGCUACACCAGUUUAUCGAAACGAUGAGAGAGAUCGUUAUGUUUGGAAGUCUAUGGUGGCUUUGACACAAUCAAUCUGCUGGAAGGUUGUGGCUAAACGUGACAAUUUUGAUUCAACUGAAAUUGGGCUUGUAAUAUAUCAAAAGCCUUCCUCAUAUUCCUGUUAUGCACACGACAGAACAAAACGUCCACCAUUAUGUGAUCAGAAAACUAAGAAGGAAGUCUCAUGGUACAAGCCUCUUAGGCAUUGUACUUCCAGACUUCCAGUUGAUAGCAACGGUAAUUUGCUUGGCUGGCCCUCACCAUGGCCCCACAGGCUUAGGAAUAAGCCUCAAAGCCUUCCAGCUGAAGCAGAUGCCGAAGCUAUAUUCAAUGAGGACACCAAACAUUGGGCUGCACUUGUAUCUGAUGUCUAUUUUGAUGCUCUAGCUAUAAACUGGGCUAGUUUAAGAAAUGUGAUGGAUAUGAAUGCUGGUUAUGGAGGGUUUGCGGCGGCACUUAAUGAGCUUCCUCUCUGGGUGAUGAAUGUUGUACCAAUUGAUGCACAAGAUACCUUGUCCAUUAUUUUCGAAAGGGGCUUGAUCGGAAUCUAUCAUGACUGGUGCGAGUCAUUGAGUACGUACCCUCGAACAUAUGAUCUGCUGCAUUCCAGUUUUCUCUUCAAAAACCGUCAAGAGAGAUGUAACAUUAUAGAUGUAGCUGUGGAAAUGGAUCGCAUACUGAGACCUGGUGGAUAUCUGUUACUUCAAGACACCAUGGAAACCAUUCAGAAGCUGAAUCCAGUACUGCGAUCACUACAGUGGUCGACACGCCUUUAUGAAGGCCAAUUUCUUGUUGGGAAGAAGGGGUUUUGGCGUCCCAAAUACUAAAUGCAAGGUACACGGACCAAGGUACUUCAACUCCCACUUUAUUCUUCGAUUUGCAAGGAAGAAGGAUUAGACUUUUGACAUUUACCUCUCAUUUUUUUUUCUAAUAUUUGGUGUAAAUCGUAUAGAAAAGGUCAUCCAAUAGAGGGAUUUGGACAUUUUGUUCUAUAUCUUUGAAGGAAUAAAAAAAUAUCUACAUAUUAUUAUUA